AUGGGGCCCGGGGCUUUCCUCCUCCUGCUGGAGCUCAUCACACUGGCGACGAAGCAUGGCUUGGAGGUGGGGGCCGGCUACUGUCCCACGCCCUGGUCCGCCACGGAGGAGCCCUGCCUGGUGACCUGCCCGGACGACACCUGGUGUGGCCCGGGGGAGAAGUGCUGUCUCAAUGGCUGCCACGUCUGCUGCGUCGUGGCUGAGCCAGAGAAGCCUGGCGUCUGCCCACGGGAGAGGGUGUCGCUCACCGGCCUCCCCUGCACCAAUCAGUGUCUGGACGACAGGAGCUGCCCGGGGAACAAGAAGUGCUGCUUCAGCGGCUGCGGCCUGGAGUGCGUGAGCCCCCCCACAGAGCAGCCCACGGCAUGCCUUCCGGACAGCUCGGGACCCGCGGACAACCUGGACUCCAAAGCACAGCGGUGCAGCAGAGGGGAGGGCUGCAGCCAGGAGGACCCUGCCAAGCCCAGCCUGGUGAAACCCGGAGCCUGCCCGGUCAUGCUGAGGGGCUCCCUGGGCCCCUGCACCGAGACGACCUUGGAGAACUGCAGCAAUGACUCUGACUGCGAGGAAGCAAAGAAAUGCUGCUGGACGGGCUGCCGACAUGCCUGCGCGGUGCCGGACGAAGUGCACCCUGGGACCUGCCCACCCAGAGCAGCAGAGAGCAGCACUUCCGAAUGUGACACCUUCUGCUUCCGGGACGACGAUUGCCCCGAGAGCCAGAAGUGCUGCUGGCUGAGCUGUGGACGUGCCUGCACGGCUCCAUCUCCAGGCUAA
Molecule: messenger RNA, 774 nt
Organism: Gekko japonicus
Lineage: Eukaryota; Metazoa; Chordata; Lepidosauria; Squamata; Gekkonidae
Product: whey acidic protein-like
Exons: 7
Coding region: 1-774 (257 amino acids)
Biological process (GO): innate immune response; antibacterial humoral response
Cellular component (GO): extracellular region
Molecular function (GO): peptidase inhibitor activity
Source: RefSeq, a predicted model, not a curated record